This is a messenger RNA of Dinoponera quadriceps, 1440 nucleotides long. Its product is annotated as leptin receptor overlapping transcript-like 1. Lineage: Eukaryota; Metazoa; Arthropoda; Insecta; Hymenoptera; Formicidae. The record is from RefSeq and is a predicted model, not a curated record. Gene Ontology annotation, cellular component: endosome. The transcript is spliced from 5 exons. Bases 589 to 942 code for a protein of 117 amino acids. Gene Ontology annotation, biological process: late endosome to vacuole transport via multivesicular body sorting pathway.
UGCGCGACUGGCUGCUGCGCGAAUUCUCGAGAAGUGUCAUCGUCGCGGGAACUUUGCGUUGGACGCGCGAAAUCGUCUGUCAAAACAUAACCUAUCCCCCGCCCCCGGUUGUCAUUGUUUGACACUUCAAUGAGCGCGUCUCUCGCGGCUCGAGUUUCCCAAUUUGACUUAAUUUAAGGAUAAUCCGUAGUUCUCGCGUCGGCCAACGAUUCCGCCGAUUAAUUUGUCACGGAUCACUUCUAAUUGCACCGAACGAUGACUGAAAUCACUUCAAAUCACAGGAGAAGCUUCGUACGAGGCGUCGUAGUAUAUUAUUUAUGCUUCACUUAUAAACUUGGUCAUUUAUGGAGAGGCGAUCGUUCAUUGUUACGUUAGGAUAACGAUCAAUCGACUUGCCUACGUAAACAUUUGAAAGUCGAACCGAGCAACUAGCCAGUCUUGCAUCACCAAACUACAUAUUAGUGUAGCUGUAUGAAAUGUUGCCUGAUAUAUUAAUUAUGUUUUUCAUGUUUUUCAUGGCGUUUCCUCUUCACGGUGUUUAUCCUCGGAGCAGCAUUAGUACUGUUAGCAUUUGCUGGUUCCAUUGGAAUGACAUUUGUCAUUCUUGGCUGUGCGUUACCAGGAUAUGAAGUAUGGUGGCCAUUUUUUGUCGUAUUGUUCUAUAUAUUGGCGCCCAUUCCAACUAUAAUAGCACGCCGCUACACAGAUGAUUCAGGCAGCAAUAGUAAUCCAUGUUUGGAAUUGGCGAUAUUUCUGACCAUGGGAUUCGUGGUAUCAUCUUUCGCCCUUCCUAUCGUACUGGCGCGAUCUCCAGCGGAUCAACCAGUGAUAAAAUGGGGCGCUUGUUAUUUGACAUUAGCAGGCAAUGUUGUUGUGUAUUCAACUCUAGUCGGAUUUUUCAUAACUUUCGAUCAAGAUGAUACCGAUUACAAUAUGUGGUGAAGCACUGCUACAUACUGUACUUAUUCGUCAUGAUAAAAACGUUUUUUAUGAGAUUAAGGGGACAAAAUCAAUCAUGCGGUGCACUGACUGAAUGCUAUGUGUUAAUUCUAAAUUGCUAUGAACCUAUUGUAAACAGUUUACAUAAUAUAAACCUUAUCCAUGGAUAUUCCACUAUAUAUUCAUGCCGCAAGAAAAACAAUAGUAUUAUAGUGCACUAACGAUAAAUAGGAAUAUAAUGACGCUCCACAGCGCCGUAUAAACAUGGGGUGACGAUAAAUUGAUGAUAGAACUAUCGUCGGAUUCCACAUGUAUUGUUACGAAAAGGGGAAAAUGACAAAAACAAAAAAAGCAUUCUUGAUGUUCGUAGAUUUUUUUGCGUGAGUAUCUCAGGUUAACCUGAAGCGCGAGAGACAAUGCAAGGAUGAUGUUAUAAGAACAUUUUUUAUUUAAUCUAAGUCUUUCGUAAUAAUAUAAUGGUAAUAAAGCUACAGUUUAUUA